Salvia miltiorrhiza (redroot sage) is the source of this 1041-nucleotide messenger RNA. RefSeq names its product serine/arginine-rich SC35-like splicing factor SCL33. Gene Ontology annotation, cellular component: cytoplasm; nuclear speck. The record is from RefSeq and is a predicted model, not a curated record. Lineage: Eukaryota; Viridiplantae; Streptophyta; Magnoliopsida; Lamiales; Lamiaceae. The transcript has 6 exons. Gene Ontology annotation, biological process: mRNA splicing, via spliceosome. Gene Ontology annotation, molecular function: RNA binding. The coding region runs from base 172 to 816 and encodes 214 amino acids.
CCCAAUAUUUAAAGCUAUUAUUAAGCCCAAUCUAAAGAGAGGCGAAGAGAAGCUUCUCGAGAAUCAUCUUAAGCUUUAUCUGCUAUAUAAUCAUUUGCUAAGACGGAGGAGAGAGAAUUAUUCAAUCUUCAACUUGGGUGUCGUGCGAUCGUCUCUCUGUGUGAACGAAAAAUGGGUAGAAGAUACAGCAGAAGUCCAUCUCCUAGAGGUUAUAGAAGGGGAUACCGAAGCCCUAGCCCAAGGGGUCGUUACCGAAGCCGUGCGAGAGACCUCCCAACUAGUCUGCUCGUUCGCAAUCUUCGCCAUGAUUGCAGGCCUGAAGAUCUCCGUGGCCCGUUUGGGGAAUUUGGUCCGCUUAAGGACAUUUACUUGCCACGCGAUUAUUACACAGGGCAGCCACGUGGCUUUGGUUUUGUGCAAUAUGUUGACCCCGAUGAUGCUGCUGAAGCCAAAUAUCAUAUGGAUGCACGGGUUCUUCUUGGGCGCGAGUUGACGGUUGUAUUUGCCGAGGAAAACAGGAAAAAGCCAUCAGAGAUGAGGUCGCGCGAGCGUAUCAGCAGGAGGUCCUCCAGUCGUUACUCCAGAUCACCUCGCUAUGGACGUUCUUACUCUCCGUCACCACGGUAUCGUCAAACCUACUCCCGAAGCCCCAGUCCUGGUUAUUAUUCUCCCUCUCCAAGGGGCAGAUACCGCUCCAGAUCCAUCACGCCUCGUGGCAGAGAGAGAUCUUAUUCAAGGUCCCCUUACAGGUCGAGGAGCAGGAGCCGAAGUCCAGUCAGGAGCAGGAGCAGGAGCUGGAGCCCAGAGGGCUACUGAUGCUAUUGUUUGUCAAAUGUGCUAAGUUAAAACUUCUCUGAUAGAGUGAAAGUCGUAGUUGGUUAAUAUGGGUGCUUCUCAUCUCCCAUUUAUCGGUAUUACAUGUUUCUCUUUCUUAUAUUGAAUGGGACUGAGUUUCCAAGUGCAAUAUCUAUCUCAAAUGUGGGACCUUUCAAGUGUUGUAAAACAUUUUCAUGAAGCCUACAAGCGCAAGUUUACAUGUUC